This is a messenger RNA of Diprion similis, 671 nucleotides long. Its product is annotated as gram-negative bacteria-binding protein 3-like. Gene Ontology annotation, molecular function: carbohydrate binding. NCBI's taxonomy places the organism in Eukaryota, Metazoa, Arthropoda, Insecta, Hymenoptera, Diprionidae. The coding region runs from base 169 to 609 and encodes 146 amino acids. The record is from RefSeq and is a predicted model, not a curated record. The transcript is spliced from 2 exons.
UGAGAGAUGGCAGAAGCGAUAAUUAAAAGCGGCGAACUGACAAGUUGCGGUGAUCUGUGAACCAGGGAUCAGUUAUCCACGCUCUGCUCGACGGACUGCGAAUCAGCCAGUGCUUGUCUCUCGAUUCCUGCUGUUUAUCAUCGCGGUUUGACGAUCCAGCCGAUCAUCAUGGGGAGGAAAAGGUUUGCCCUUAUGGCGGUAUUGGUCACGAGCAUUAUCGUAAACGUUGACAGUUACGAUACGCCCACGCCUCUUAUUGAAGUAUUGAAGCCUUACGGAUUUCGCGUAUCAAUUCCUGACUCGCCUGGCGUUGAGCUGUUUGCUUUCCACGGCAACAUCAACGAGAAAAUGGUUGGUAACGAAGCCGGGACGUACUCCGUGGACAUCACUACAAAAAAAAACGGACGAUGGACCUACACUAAUCCGACGGCCUCGCUGAAUCCAGGAGACACUCUGUACUUCUGGACCCACGUGCGUGUCAAUGGAGUCGGAUACGAGAAACUAUUUCAAGAAUUUCACGUGCCCGAGGAGACUCCUGAGAAUGAUGGUGACUCAAACGAUGACAAACCUCAGUCAGAAGAUGAAGAUGUAUUCACUUUUUCUCCGUAAGAAUCAUCGAUUGUGAUCUGAAGUUACGAACAAUUAUUACUGCACAUUAUUGAUUCCCUUAA